GACGAAGAGAACACAUCCGUUUACAGUGGAGAUAGAUAAUGUGACUCCCAGGAGGUUAUAAGGAUGUCGGGGACCCACUGACGGCCGUCACUGCUGCUCACAGCUACAUAGUUGUCAGUUGACCCCAAAGGAGGAGGGGAUGCCACCUUUAGCUGGAGCCGAGUUGAUCCAGACACCAGUGCAGCUCUAUCGAUAUCUCCUCAGAUGCUGCAGGCAGUUACCGUCCACAGCAAUGCAGCAACACUAUCGACACGCCAUACGACAGGGUUACAACAGUCACUCGGAUGAAGACGACCCAGAGAGGAUACGAAUGAUCGUCCAAAGAGCAAUAACAGAUGCUGACUGGAUUCUAGACAAAUAUACCAAGAAGAAGUGAGGUGCAUAAGAAAGGAGGCGCCUGACAUGGCUCACAGCCGUGGACACACUGUCUCCAGCUUCUCUGCUGUUACUGUCUGUUCUCGACACAAUGUGGGUGAAGUAACAAGUAUAAAGCCACUGCUCAAUUCACUCAAAUAUUAAAGUGUAAAUACUGUUUAGACUGAAAUGUGAUUAUCUACUGUAUCUAGUGUUUUUAAAUAAAGUAAUUAUCAAUAACUAUA
Molecule: messenger RNA, 599 nt
Organism: Seriola dumerili (greater amberjack)
Lineage: Eukaryota; Metazoa; Chordata; Actinopteri; Carangiformes; Carangidae
Gene: lyrm9
Product: LYR motif-containing protein 9-like
Exons: 4
Coding region: 140-376 (78 amino acids)
Source: RefSeq, a predicted model, not a curated record